Rhipicephalus microplus (southern cattle tick) is the source of this 1357-nucleotide messenger RNA. RefSeq lists its product as uncharacterized. NCBI's taxonomy places the organism in Eukaryota, Metazoa, Arthropoda, Arachnida, Ixodida, Ixodidae. The record is from RefSeq and is a predicted model, not a curated record.
AUAUUGACAGCGAGGUUUCCCCCGCUCUCUCAUCGGGCUGAAUCACACGACACUGCCGAUGCGGCGAAGCAGCCCCCGAUAAAGGACAGAAAGCGCCGCACGUGACAGCGUAUAACCGGCGCUUCACAGCGAUCGACGGUGAGCCGAUAGCCGUUAUCGAUAUGCCGUUCGAAUCGCUGCACCAGCAGCAGAGCGUCCGGCGUCAGAAGGAAGCGACUGCUCCAACGCCCAACGCUACGACUGGGCCAACCGGAGGGACGACAUGUCUACGGCAAAGACCCGGAGAACGAGGCCGGCAACCUCGGCCGCCUGCGACAUCACUCCGCCGAGAUUCAUGAGAUGGAACAGCGGCUACAGCAAGUGGUUCGACCGAGGCUCUCCCGAGAAGUCCCUAUCUUCCUUCGAAAUAGAUGACGCGUCAUUCCUGGAGUGCCUCGUAAACGACGUGGGCAGCCCGGACGACAGCCUCCGGCGACCCUUUCUGGCCAGGACUCCCCCCAAGCCCGAAGUGGUGGUCUGCGCCGCCCUGACCUCGUCGACGUCAGCCCCCCAGAGGUCGAAGAAGAAAGUGACGUUCGCCUCUUCCGACGCAGCGGCGGCGAAGGCCAUGGCUAGCUCGAUGCCAGACCUUCUGGAACCACCGGUGCCAGCAGCGCCGCGAGUGGAAGUGGAAGAACAACCGGAAUCCAAGCCGAGGGCCAGGAACUCGUUCGUGUUCUCGGCCUUUAGCAAGAUGCCGUUUUCGUCGACAAAGCGUAGUGGUUCGUGUGCGGAAAUCACGCCGUCUAAUGUCGACCAGCGAUGAACGACCAUUUUGUGAACGUCACAGUAUCCGUGUACAUACAAAUAAGGCGUGCCCAGUGGGACUUCAAGACGUGUACGAUUUUCGUUACUAUUGUUCAUAACAAAAGAAUAAAUGCAAGCUUUACUCGCAGACGCUGGGCACGCUUGUCACUCACCUAUAUGUGUCAGAGGGUCACGCAAUUUUUGUACCUUUGUAAGCAUAAGUGCCUUUUCCUGCGCUAAUGUAAGUAUCACGUAUGUCAAAAACUAAAAGUUCGCCGUUGGUAACCUGAAUAUGUACUCUGGCUAAAGAGUGAUGUCAGAAUUUCUGAUAAAAUUUGCCAGAACGUUCAUGUUUUUGGCUUCAAAGCGACAAGCCUGUUUCUGUCUGGGUACACCUAUAGAACCCUUUAAUAAUUACUAGAGAGAACGGCAUAGCAGUGCGAUCUUCCGGCUGGCAUGAGAACGACGGUUAGUACAUCAAUUUGCCUGAUCUUCGUGCGUGUGUCUUCGACCGCAUCUGUGACUGUUUAUUGUUGUGUUUUGACGUUUGGAUAAAUGAAUGAAUUGUUGA